CUCCACUCAAACCGGAUAAAACACUUCGUUUUCGGGGGUUUCAUCUUGCGACGAAACAACCACAGAAACGGCAAACUCGUAAUCUACCCGGACGAACUGCACGUUAUUCGCAUCCGCUCCGACUAAGUCAUGGAAAUAAGUUGACAAAGCCGACGCGGGUCGGUCCGCCACCACCACAGUCAUUAGUCGCGUUAGCUCGCUAGCACUGGCGUGCAUCGCCGAGCUUGAGCUACCGCGGUUAGCCCGUUAGCGUUAGCCUCGCUUAGCUUAGCAUCCGAGGUUAUGCUAUUGCGGUUUGCCCGUCAGCGUUAGCCUCGCUUAGCUUAGCAUCCGAUCUUAAGCUACUGUGGUUAGCCCACUAGCGUUAAUUUAGUUUAGCUUAGCAUGGCUACGUGCUAAUCCCGGUCCCGUGCGGAGCGGGGUGGCGCGUCAGACGUCAGGAUCAGUCAACAUCGGGGCUUUAUGAUGGAGCGCUGCCUACCACGGUUGACUCUCGGGGAGACCGGGCGGCGGAGUGGGGAGACGACCGCAGUAGGGAGCGCUCCUUCCUAAAGCCUCCCAUCAUUACGACAUGUCAGAUCAGAACCCCCGAUGCUAAGCUACACUGUUAUCGUCGUUCUGAUUGAAGGCAGACUUAUUAAUUUGCUGUAGCUCUGUCCUGCCCUCCCUGAAGUGCUUUUGUGUGAGGGGCCUUUUUGAACUUUUUGAAUCACUUUUUAAUGACUUUUUAACCAUUGACAUCGUCUGUGUGUUUCACCCUGAAGUUCUGAGCAUGUUGUUAGGUUCCAGGUGAAUCCUCCUCUCUCGAUCCCGGAUCCCAAGUGCAUGAAGCCCCCUGGAGGUUGACGAGUCACAGUGUCCCCCGCUCCUCCCCGCCAAGCACCAUGUCCUCCACCUCCUCCUCGUGCUCCUCCUCGGGGGAAACCAGUCCAGAGGAUGCUCCGCGAGGUGGGGGCACCAUCAGGGUCUUCCUGCCCAACAAACAGAGGACUGUGGUCACCGUCCGGCCCGGUCAGACGGUGUACGACAGCCUGGACAAAGCCCUGAGGAUGAGGGGUCUGACGCAGGACUGCUGCGCUGUGUUCCGCCUCCUGGAAGGGCGGAAGAGGCUGACGGAGUGGGACACGGACAUCACUCCCCUGGUCGGAGAGGAGCUGCUGGUGGAGGUGCUUGACGACGUGCCCCUCACCAUGCACAACUUCGUCCGCAAGACCUUCUUCAAGUUGGCCUACUGUGACUUCUGCCACAAGUUCCUCUUCAACGGCUUCAGGUGCCAGACCUGUGGCUACAAGUUCCACCAGCACUGCAGCAGCAAGGUGCCCACGGUGUGCCUGGACAUGGACACCAUCACCAAGAGGUUUCCGACUAAUGCCUGUUCAGACGAAUACCCACAGAUAUCCAUACUGCCAGAUAGCUCCAUAUCACAGGGCGACCUAGCCUUAACCCCAGACCCAGCUGGGAUGGACCUGCUGUCCCCCACCUCGGCCUUCCCCUUCCCCACGCCGGGGGUCGAGGGACAGUCACUCCAGCGCCACCGCUCCACCUCCACGCCCAACGUCCAUAUUAUCAGCACCGUGGGCCCCGCCGGGGUCAGCAUCAUAGAGGGAGCACUGAAGUCCUUCAACACAUCAGGCCCGGAACCCUCGCCGAAACCCUCCACGAGCCCCCCCUCGUCGCUGGGCUCUCCCGGCAGGAGGCCCCCCAAGUCCCCCUCGGAACACAAGGAGCGCAAGCCCUCCUCCUCCGACGGCACGAAGAAAGUGGCUGUAGUGCAAACGAAAGAAAGUCUUGCUGUGACACGUCGGGGAAGAGGAGGGUGUUCCGCAGAGUUUGGUUGCAAGUGUUUUGUACCUCGUCCCCAGCACCGCGGGGGGUACAGAGACUCCACCUACUACUGGGAGGUGCACUCCAGGGAGGUGACCAUGCUGAAGAGGAUCGGCUCCGGCUCCUUCGGGACCGUGUUCCGGGGCAAGUGGCACGGCGACGUGGCCGUCAAGAUCCUCAAGGUCACGGAGCCCACCCCAGAGCAGCUGCAGGCCUUCAAGAACGAGAUGCAGGUCCUCAGGAAGACCCGCCACGUCAACAUCCUGCUCUUCAUGGGCUACAUGACCAAGCCCAACUUCGCCAUCAUCACCCAGUGGUGCGAGGGCAGCAGCCUGUACCGCCACCUGCACGUCACCGACGCCAAGUUCGGCACCAUGCGCCGCAUCGACGUGGCCCGGCAGACGGCGCAGGGCAUGGACUAUCUCCACGCGAAGAAUAUAAUCCACCGAGACCUCAAAUCAAACAACAUCUUCAUCCACGAGGGCUGGACGGUGAAGAUAGGGGACUUCGGCCUGGCCACGGUCAAGUCUCGGUGGAGCGGGUCGAUGCAGGUGGAGCAGCCCAGCGGGUCGAUCCUCUGGAUGGCUCCUGAGGUGAUCCGCAUGCAGGACAGCAACCCGUACACGUUCCAGUCCGACGUCUACGGCUACGGCGUGGUUCUGUUUGAGCUGAUGUCUGGAACCCUGCCUUACUCCAACAUCAACAACAGAGACCAGAUAAUCUUCAUGGUGGGUCGGGGAUACCUGUCGCCCGACAUCAGCAAGCUGGGCGCCACCUCCCCCAAGUCCAUGAAGAGGCUCAUUAUCGACUGUCUGAAGUUCAAACGAGACGAGAGGCCCCUGUUCCCACAGAUCCUGGUGGCGAUGGAGCAGGUGCAGGACCUGCUGCCCAAGAUCGAGCGCAGCGCGUCGGAGCCUUCGCUGCACCGGGCGGUGCACGCGGAGGACCUCAACCCCGAGCUCUUCAACACCACCCGCUUCAUGCCGCUCUGAGUCCUCCCCGUCGGCACCGCCCCCUUCCUCCACCCGCAGAGGGCCGGAGCCCAUCCCUUCAUCGCUGCACAUGGUGAUUACCCUGUCCUCCUCCUCCACCACCACCACCACCUCCGUCACGUCAACACCGCCCCCCCGCCCCGACCCCUGACUCGGCCCGCUCUGAAAGAGGGUGGUCGCUUUGAACUUCUCGUUUUGAGUAUUUUUUGUUUUGUUCGUUUUCUUUUUUUUCUCGCUCCCAUCGAGUCAGCGAUGCUCGCCGCCGCCGGUUUCACGAGCGCCGACGCCGGCAGGGUCGCCGUACAUACACACUCCGCAGCCCCCCCCCCUCCUCCCCGCGCGGUCGGAGGAAUCGAACCGCGUUCCCGCCCAGCUCUGCACUCCACUGAGGGCUCAGCCCGCACACAUUCCAGUAACACCAGUACUGGUCCCCUUAAUACCAGUACUGGUCCACUUAAUACUAGUACUGGUCCACUCUCUCCCCCACCCCUUUUUAAAUUCCAUCUUCUCCAGAGCUUUCUGAACCGGGACCACCGGGACCAACUUGGGUUUCUCUCUUGAGAAAUGUUCUUUCAAAGUAAUGGUCCCUUGUUUGUAUUUAUUGUCCUGUCGCCACGACGCAACGCAGGUAACGCCCGUAGUUAGACGCCGUCUUGGUAACACGUUUAGUAGCUGCUAUUGGCCAGUGAGGACAAAACCAAACCAGGAUGCCUUGGAACCGGACCGUCUGACUCCAGGGCUGGAGUCGCUGCACUGCCGCGGGACCACACACAGACAUGCACACACACACUGUUGUACUGUACCUGCUGGGAAGUCUGGGGCGCGUUAGUGAGCAGUCUUUUGAACACUUUCAACGUUUAGGAACAACCCUUUUGGAUGCUUUCACAGAACAGGAGUAGAGGGAUUGGGUAAUGAGUGGGUUCAGCACAAAAUGGUCUUCAUCCUCUGCACAGUCAAAGUUAUUGCUUUUUAGUUUUUUAAGUUUUCAUUGAUUUUAUCAGGAAAGGGCCUUUUUCUCAACUGGAUGACCCUGAUAACUCAUCAUUAUAAGGAGCAGAUAUUGAACCUUUUUAAACGGUUGGUUUAAAAAUGUGCAAUAACGUUUUGGCUACCUCCUUUUGACCGCAGAUGAACAUUUUACACAGGCAGAGUAAUAUAUAGACGGAUUGCUACUUUUAUAUCUAAUAAAAAAGUAUUUAAUGCAUUUGAAACCUAGUCUGAGGGACUAAUACAUUCUGAAUAAACUAGUACAUUCGAUACCUUUCUUCCAAUAUUGUGUAAAGCAUGGUUUUCAGGAAGGAACGCGUUGAGAACGAAAGCACACGUGCAGUUCAGGCACGUCAAACUAGGGUCUGAACAGCUUCACCAGUUCUACACAGAGAAUCAAACCCAACCUCUUCUUUGAACCCCGUCCGACUGUUAAGGCGGUCCCACGUUGAGGGUCACGCUCCCGGGCCCGCGAUACGGACUGCGCUCUGCGGGGGCUCUCGUUCUUCGGUCUAAGCUCAAGUGUCUCCAAAAAGCGGCCUUUCCGAACCUCAGGAUGUGGCGGGAGUACAGGACACGCGUCGGAGCACAGCAGCCCUGGAGUGGGGGUGGGGGCUGACCUCUGACCUCUCCCUCUGAGGGGUACGCUGUUCAUCGAGGGCUUGGGAGUAACCGUUGUGUCCACAUGACUCGUUCCUUAAGACUACGACACAACUAGAGUGUGACGCCUGUUCUAAACCAGACGUUGAAACACGCCCGUUCUGUCCGGCUUAGCGACACACGGAAGACAAACCCACGGUUUUGAACCAGUCCCUCGUUGCAGAGGGAUGUUCAAUGGGGCUUUCCACCGUGUGGUCUCUGUGCGUGUGGUGGCUCGCUUAUCACUUCUCCACUGCUUCGCUGAAGGUCUCGGCGUCUCGUCCUGUUUUGGGUUGUGUUGAGACAUUGUACGAUUGUUGAUUUGGGGCGGGGGGGGGGGGGCGUCAGACUGUUAUAAACUAAUAUAAGCCAUAUUAACUUUCCUACUAAGGGUUUUAAUCAGUCAGAUCUGGGGGACGGUUGAGGGUUUCAUUUUAAGAGCGCCAUGGAUCUGCCAGCAGGGCCUUCUUUCACCAGCUUGCGACAUGGCAUCAGGGGUCUCUGGUGGUUCUUCGAGGACACACUCCCUCCCCCAGCUCCGCUUGAAGACCUCAGAGCCCGGGGCUGAAAGACACCCGUCACUGUAGUCCAGCUGCUGCUGCUAACCACCAUAGGGAACCAUGCAUUCAGGUCACAGCGAAUUGCCGUGAAAACACUUUAACUCUGGUCCAAUGUGUGUGUGUGUGUGCUGGUAACGCGUUGGUUAGGAGGGUUGCGUGUGUGUGCGUGUUCUGUGAACCUGGCGGGGAUUUCUGUUCCUUAUCGUACGUACUGUGGGCGCCAAGAGGUCACUGAGAUGAGACCAAGAUGUCGACAUGAGGUGACCACAAUGUCAACAUGAUGUCACCACGAUGUGACAAGGAUGACACCAUGAUGUCACCACGAUGUGACAAGGAUGACACCAUGAUGUCAUCACGAUGUCCCCAAGAUGAGACCAUGAUGUUCCCAUGUUGUGAAGACUCGAUGCUCACUCACCAUAGCUCAGAGCUUUUCCUCCUUGUGUUUUUAGCCCUAGAGGAGGUGGAUACGGGCUGAGGGGCUGGGCCCCUCACGGCCCGCUAUACUCAUUCCAGUCAUGGGGGGUCCUUGGUCCGGGGUGGAAGGUUUCCCGGGGUCGGGCUCCCCACCUUUCAGUUAUUUAUUGAUGUCUGUGCAAAACAUUUUCAAUCUGCAAUCAUGGAUCUCUUGAGGUGGAUCAAUGUUUACUCGAGGGAGAGCGCUCUGCAAAAAUGUAAAAGCCAUGUUUGGGGAACCGUUUCUUUGUGGCACGGUACUGUCCGGCCCUGCUUGGCUCGAACCCCCGCUCCUCCGGGAACAGGGCUCGUUUGAAACAUCUAGGGACGGGUCGGACCUCAGUAGGGACGCUGGUUUUAAUAGUCGCUCAUACGGUUUUACUAUGUGUCUCCCUCACCAUCUACCAUAUAUUAAACACAGUAACGGAGAUUAACCUAAUUUAAAAGGAGGAGACCCAAGGUGGACUUGUGAGGUUGUACGGUGUAUAGACUGAGGGCACUGGAGAACCACAGAUCUUCACAAACUGACCCCACUCUGAGGUUCUUCAGAAGGACGAGGCUUUUAUUGUUCCUGGUUUUAAAUUUGUAGUCCCAGGUUAGGGGUGCUUAUGGACUACAUAUCCCAUGAAAUUAUCCUAAUCAGUGCUUUCUCAUUUUCCCUGAGGGGGACUGCCAUUGGCUGAGAGCGCCAUGGUGGAGGCUCGCUAUAGGUUGAGUUUUGGAUGCAUUGCCUGCAUGUCGGCCCCUCUCCUAAGAGGACGACAGCGUUCUAACACCCUGUCUAGAGGGGAUGGACAGGUUGCUACGGUUACUUAAACAAUGUCCACCUGAGAAGAUGGCCACGCCCCUAUCCGAUGCCCGAGCUCGCCCCCCCCCCCCCCCCCCUCUUUGAAACGGACCGCAGCACAAAGUAUCACGUUCACGGUUUGCUCGUGGACGCCCUGCACGGCGCGGGAAUCUCACUCGCAACCCAACGGCUGUCUAUUUCAGAGAGGCAAGAGUAGGAGUUAUAUUGGAAUAGGGUUCUUUCUGCAUAUCUUUUAGGUGAAUUGCAAUUAACUGUCUAUAGUUUUCUGAUGUUUCAGGGGUGUUCAGUUUGCAAUAAAUGGUGUAUCCUGCUCUGUACAGUUACUUUUUUAAUUAAAAUGUACUUGUUUCUAUUUUUUUGUGUGACGGUUUCAAGAGAAAAAAAAGAACAAUUAUUUUAAAUGUAAAGGAAAUCUUAGUAUUUUUUUAGUUUUUUUUUUUUUGUCUUAAAAUAUUGAUGAUGCAGGAUUCUUUAAAUAAAACUGUGGAAUACUAAAGAUGAGUUUGGUCGUUUCUCCUUCCUUAUUUUUCAUAAAUCCUUUUGCCUUUCCCUCGUCUCUCUAACUAAGCAAAGUGUUUUGAACCUGCGCUGGAACCCCGGCCUGUGGUUUCGGAGCGCUUUGUGGGAAGGAGGAAGUGGUUUCAGUCACAGCCGUGCAGAUGAGCCAUGUAACCAGCGGCCGGAAACAGCUCGGCAUGCAUGUGUUGCAGCCAUAUCGGUUAGUUUGGUGGGUGAACCUUCGAAGAGCCUUUGUUUCUGUGACGGUUGCCUCCCAACUCACCAAUGCGCCGCAAGGGGAAUGAGGUGUAUAUAAUGACGUCCACACCAACCUUUUGAUUAAUUAUAUCUGAUAUUUAUUUGGCUCUUUGAUUUUUGUAAGAGGAUCAUUUGAGACAUGUUGCAUACUUUUGGUAUUGUUUCCAACAUAAAUACAUUUUCUUUGGUUCAUUUACAAUAAAGAUUUUUAUGAAAGAAAAACAAUGAAGAAAUUAAAAUAUGGUGGUUUGAGAAGACA
Messenger RNA from Gadus macrocephalus (Pacific cod), 7278 nucleotides. It is a transcript of the gene araf, whose product is annotated as A-Raf proto-oncogene, serine/threonine kinase. The record is from RefSeq and is a predicted model, not a curated record. The transcript has 16 exons. Gene Ontology annotation, molecular function: protein kinase activity; ATP binding. NCBI's taxonomy places the organism in Eukaryota, Metazoa, Chordata, Actinopteri, Gadiformes, Gadidae. The coding region runs from base 885 to 2816 and encodes 643 amino acids. Gene Ontology annotation, biological process: protein phosphorylation; signal transduction. Gene Ontology annotation, cellular component: mitochondrion; cytosol.